This is a messenger RNA of Impatiens glandulifera, 2514 nucleotides long. Its product is annotated as exocyst complex component EXO70A1. The transcript has a single exon. Gene Ontology annotation, molecular function: phosphatidylinositol-4,5-bisphosphate binding. Gene Ontology annotation, biological process: exocytosis. The record is from RefSeq and is a predicted model, not a curated record. Gene Ontology annotation, cellular component: exocyst. Bases 394 to 2451 code for a protein of 685 amino acids. NCBI's taxonomy places the organism in Eukaryota, Viridiplantae, Streptophyta, Magnoliopsida, Ericales, Balsaminaceae.
UUGAUAGAGAGAGAAAGAGACGGACUUACUGUCAUGCACUUUGGAGGUACUUGGGACAAAGUGAAACACUGAAGAAAGAGUUUCGUGUGAAAGAAAAAGCCAGUCUUUUCUCAAACCCCCUUUUCCCCCUUUUUUGAUUUAGGGUUUCUCUUCUCCUCCUUCUUCUCUCUUCCCAGAAUCUUCAACUUGUUCCAUUUUUGAUCAUCUCCUUUCUGGGUUUCGUUUCAAUCCGAUUUGGGUUCUUGAAUUUGCUUCGAAUUCGUCGUUUCGACAAUGGAAUUUCAUUUCUUCAAGCACCUGCAUCCAUACCCAGGUUAAUUUUCUUACUUCAAUCCCAUAGAGAAUCAACAGCAUUUAGUUAGACCCUUUUUUUAUAUACAUAUAUCUAUAUCGAUGGAUUCAUCUGAUAAAAGCAACGAGAUUUUGAAAUCUACUAGGAAAUCUUUGAAGCAUAGUUUAGAUAAAUCGAAAGCCCUAGGUUUAUCUCUUGAAAGAACUGGUCCUAGAUUGGAUGAAAUUAAACAGAGAUUACCAUCUCUAGAAGCUGCUAUUAGACCUAUUCUAGCACAAACAGAUGCUCUUGAUGCUGUAGGAGGUCAUAUUAAUCGAGCUGUAGUUCCAGCAGCAGCUGUUCUUAAGGUUUUUGAUGCAAUUCAUGGACUUGAGAAAUCUUUAUCGGAUCCUCAGUCAGAUCUUCCUGGUUAUCUCUCUGUAUUGAAGAGACUUGAAGAGGCUUUGAGAUUCUUGGGUGAUAAUUGUGGUAUGGCGAUUCAAUGGUUAGAUGAUAUUGUUGAGUAUUUAGAGGAUAAUCGAGUUGCUGAUGAUAGAUACAUUGCGAAUCUAAAGAAAGCCCUAAAAUAUCUUAAGGAAUUGCAGAGUGAAGAAAAUGGUAAUCUUGAUGGUGGUCUUUUAGGAGUUGCAUUAGACAGAUUGGAGAACGAAUUCCGGCGACUUUUAACUGAAAACAGCCAGCCUUUACCAAUGGCUAAUCCGGUUUCGGGUGAAGAACAAGCUUCCAAUUCCUUAGCUCCUCCACCGAUUCCUGUAUCUGUAGUUCAGAAACUGCACGCGAUUAUCGGUAGACUGAUCAAGAACAACAGGUUAGACAAGUGCGUUUCAAUCUAUGUUCAAGAGCGAAGUUCGACAGUCAGAUCGAGUUUGCAGGAUCUGAAUCUGGAUUAUUUAGAAAUCUCGGUUUCAGAAUUUAACGAUGUCCAGAGUAUAGAAGGCUAUAUAUCUCAAUGGGGCAGGCAUUUGGAGUUUGCUGUUAAACAUCUCUUUGAGGCCGAGUAUAAUCUCUGUAAUGAUGUGUUUGAUCGCAUUGGUUUGGAAAUAUGGACAGGCUGUUUCGCGAGAAUCGCUGCGCAGGCGGGUAUUCUCGCGUUUCUCCAGUUUGGGAAAACUGUAACCGAAAGCAGGAAAGAUCCGAUUAAAAUGCUUAAGCUUUUGGAUAUUUUUUCGUCGUUAAAUAAACUGAGAUUGGAUUUCAACCGGUUAUUCGGCGGGGCAGCUUGUUCGGAAAUCCAGAAUCUCACUAGAGAUCUAAUCAAACGGGUCAUAGAAGGAGCAGCCGAUAUUUUCUGGGAACUCAGACUUCAAGUGGAGUUACAAAGAAAAUCUCCGCCUCCUCCCGAUACCAGCGUUCCCCGUUUGGUUAGCUUUAUAACCGAUUACUGUAACAGGCUGCUAGGCGAAGAUUACAAGUCAUUGUUAACUCAAGUUCUCGUGAUUCAUCGAAGCUGGAAGAUGGAGAAGUUCGAAGAGAGGCUUUUGAUCGACGAGCUCUUGAAUAUAAUCAGAGAAAUCGAACAGAAUCUUGAAUCAUGGUCGAAAGCUUGUAACGAUCCGGUCAUGCCCUGUCUUCUAUUGAUGAACAAUCACUGGCAUUUAUACAAACAUCUAAAGGGCACUAAGCUUGGUAUCAUACUCGGAGAUUCUUGGUUAAGAGAACAGGAGCAAGCUACUGAGCGUUAUUUGGGUACGUUUAUGAAGGAAAGCUGGGGGAAGCUUCCUGGUCUUUUGAGCAGGGAAGGUCUGAUACUAUUCUCAGGUGGGCGUGCUACAGCUCGAGAUCUAGUAAAGAAACGGUUGAAGGGUUUUAAUGAAGGUUUCGAAGAAAUGUAUGGGAGACAGUCGAAUUGGGUUAUAGUUGAGAAGGAUUUGCGAGAUAGGACUUGUCAAAGGAUUGUACAGGCAGUUGUGCCGGUUUAUAGGAGUUAUAUGCAGAAUUACGGGGCGUUGGUCGAGCAAGAUAGUAAUAGUAAUGGGAAGUAUGUUAAACAUAGCGCUCAAUCGCUUGAAAAGUUGUUGGGCUCGCUUUUUCAACCGAAGCAAAUGAGAUUCGGUAGUUUUAAGUUGAGGCAGCAACAAGCUAGUGGGAAAUUCGAAAAUGAAUCAGUUUCGGUCGUUGGUCAGUAUCGUUCUUCUCCUGUUACUCCUGCUACUGUUUGAUUUUAUUGUCUAAUAUGAUUUUGUGAUAAUAAUUCAUUCAACUAUUAUUGAUUUUUAGCUUCA